This is a messenger RNA of Lodderomyces oxycetoniae, 558 nucleotides long. It is a transcript of the gene MXR1, whose product is annotated as peptide-methionine-S-sulfoxide reductase. Gene Ontology annotation, molecular function: peptide-methionine (S)-S-oxide reductase activity. Bases 1 to 558 code for a protein of 185 amino acids. NCBI's taxonomy places the organism in Eukaryota, Fungi, Ascomycota, Pichiomycetes, Serinales, Debaryomycetaceae. The transcript has a single exon. The record is from RefSeq and is a predicted model, not a curated record.
AUGCCGUCUACAGUAUCGCCUAAGAUUUUAACAACACCAACCUCAAAAAUUAUUACACUUGCAGCAGGGUGUUUUUGGGGUGUUGAGAAAGUAUUCAGGAAACAGUUUACUGAUAAGGGUCUUAUUGAUAUUAGAGUUGGCUAUGCUAAUGGUAUCCCCACAAUGGGAAAUGUCAAUUAUGAACAAGUAUGCAGCGGAUCAACGAAUUUCGUAGAGAGUGUUCAAUUGUCGUAUGAACCACAGACUUUGAAAAUUGAGAAUAUAUACGAUAUCUUCUUUAGAAUGCACGAUCCAACUACAGUCAACUCACAAGGACCUGAUGUUGGGACACAGUACCGUUCAGCAAUAUUGACAUCAGACGAAGAGCAGAACAAGAUUGCUUGGCAAGUAAAAGAACAAUUCCAAAAGGAAUGGUACCCUAAUCAUAAAAUCGUCACCAUUAUUGAACCUAUCAAAGUGUGGCAUGAUGCUGAGGACUACCAUCAAAAAUAUUUGGAAAAGAAUCCUAGUGGAUAUGAAUGCUCUACACAUUUUUUGAGAACCAAACCAAAAGUUUAG